Drosophila innubila is the source of this 870-nucleotide messenger RNA. RefSeq lists its product as uncharacterized. The record is from RefSeq and is a predicted model, not a curated record. The transcript is spliced from 2 exons. NCBI's taxonomy places the organism in Eukaryota, Metazoa, Arthropoda, Insecta, Diptera, Drosophilidae. Bases 149 to 484 code for a protein of 111 amino acids.
UAGCCUGGAAGAUGAAAUUUUAAGCUAGAAUCGACAUCGAAAAAUUUACUUCUAUACUUGUGUUUCUGAUCUCCAUCGUAGCAAGAUCAGAGCUGGGAUAUGUUUAAAAUAUUAAGUGAUACAAAUUACAAGCAAAACAAGCAACUUCAUGGAGCCCAUGCAGUGCGAGGAAAGCACGCGCAUUGUCAUCUUGGAGCAGCUGAAAAGACGCGAAUUGUAUGUGCCAAAUGCACAGAACCUGCCACUGGAAGAGUUGCAGCAAAUCUUCGACGGCUUCAUCGUGCCACAUCCACGUCGGGAAAGACGUGAACGACAGCGUCAUGUGGAUGAUGCCACAACGAAGUCAGUUGAUCAAAUGCCCAUGGAAAUGGAAAACUUAAUGAAACGCAUUAAAGUCGUUUAUGUGGUCGGCGAGAAACGUCCUGGCAAUGUCGAGCCACAGUUCUUCAGCUGUGCUGCAAAGCGUUUAAGGAGCCAGGAGUAACGCUGAGAAGCUCUUUGGGAUCAUGGAGGUUAAUUGCUGCCAACUGCCGAUUGAGCGUACACUUUCAAAGCAAGCAGCUAAAAUCGCUUAGCCGGAAUCAAGAGCAGUCGAAGACUUUAUCCCAAAGUCACUGCCUUUUGGCCAGUGCGCUUUUUUUUUUGAUUAGAAUUUAUCCAAUUUUUUCCUUAUUAUUCUUUUAAAACCAAAUAUUUUGAAAACUAUUCAACACUUCAUUUAGAGCGGAAUAUUUAUUACAUUGAAAAUAGUAUCCUCUUAUUUAUUUUUUUUUUACAUUUUUAAAAAUAAUUUACGAUAGUUUAAAAAUCUUUGGUUUCAAUGAAAUAUACAUAAACAAAAUAAAUAAUUUUUGCAGUUUAAUCAGCUUA